AGUUCUCGCGUGUGGAGUGGGAGGUUCUGUUAACCGAAAUCCAUCGGAGAACUUGUUUCUGUAGCUGCGCUUCACGCGGCACUUUCGCUAAAUUAUACUUGAGCUUUUCCGUUUAACGUUAAGAUUUGAUCCUUUUUUAAUUAUGUAAUGUUUAAUGUGCUUCCCUUGCAAUUAACUCACUUAUGAUAUGUUUCUUGAUACAAAUAUUUAAUCGGAAAAGAUGAUGCAAAUUCAUAAGGAAAUGUUGGCUGUAGGCUGGUGUUUGCUGGUGUUCGUUCUACCUUCAAGUGCUUCGACUCCUCAGGCAUUCGCUGGAGAGCAGCCAGCAACAUCGACGACGGCUCAUGAAGGUGCAGUUGAGCCGCUACCGGUCGCUGAGAAAAUGACUUUAUCGGAGUAUUUUCUGAAGCGGUUACAUUCACAGAUGUUUGGACAAGUCCAUCAGAAACAUACACUUCUCACACCCCAAGAACUUGCCAGAGACUUCAACGAUUGGAACUUAAGUUCACACGAGUCCAGAGCAACUAAAACAUAUGAAACUUCACAAAAAGAGCGCCCUCGCGCAUCGGCCGCAGCUGAUGCUUCAACAGCUAACGUUCCGAAGCCUUCAGCUCCUCAGAAGCCCAUUUUAAACGCCAUCUACAGCUCCUCGAUAGCAGCCAUCACAAUGAACAGACCACAAGAGCCAUCUGCUGUCAGCAGUCACGGCUCGCGGCGAGUGGUCCCCAUAAACUGGGAGGACGAGCUCACUGAGUGGGAGCCCCGUCCUAGGAGAAGGCCAGGAAAUGGGCCUUACCAUGGCCCAAUAUUUGACGGAGGGGGAGGAGGACUUGACCCUUCCUUGAUGAACAAGCGACCAAAGUACACCCAAACCAGCAGCUUCAGACGAAGACAACCAAGCAUCGACCGGUCCCCAGAAUAUUUUAGCGCGGAAAGUAGACCGAAAAAAGAAUCUAUUGAAUGGUCUCGGCAAAGUUCUAUUGAUAAUGAUAGAACAAUAUCAACUCCUCACUUCGGAAGUGUGUCACAUGAACACACAACAUUUGAUGAUCAUCAAAUACAGACAGAAAAAUCUCAUGAAACUUCUAAUCCAAUUGAAUUCAGUUCCAAAGAACCAAUUCCAAAUUCAGAAGGCCUCAUUCCUCAUGCGUCUCCAGAACUUAGAUGGGAAGAUGGCUCGCUCAUUGACGUGAACUCACCAGAGUUCAAGAAGCUGGGUAUUAGUAUACCAAAGAAUCCACAAUCAAUCGGCUCCACAGAUUUUAAUAAAAUGCCAUUCUUAGGCUCGGUGGUGUUUGGAAGUAUUGAAGUUGGAAAAGGGGUGACUCAUAAGGAUUACAAAGAUCCGACUAAACAUAUUGACAUUUCUGGUGAUGCACCAACAGUCCAUCAUCCAUCUUUUGAAAUCUAUUCUAAAGAACACAAAAAAGUUGGCAAGAAGAAUACUAGUUUUAGCAGUCGUAGUACGGAAAACGUGCCCAAGCCUAGGGAUGUCAUUAGUAAUCAUGAGGACACGUCUACGGGAGACCAUAAAAAGCGUGAUCCGUAUGGAUACCGCAAUAAGUUUGUAAAAUCUUCAGAAACACCUAAGGUGGAGAACGAGGUUCAUGUUGCUCAAGAAAGUGUUGAAAGCAACAAAAAAAGUUCAAAAGAACAGAACAGGAACAAAGGCAUUUUUAAUGUAAGUGUAUACUUCGACUCGGCAAUAGAGGAUGGAGAAACCAUGCACGACAAAUCCGAUGAGAGGAGAGAUCGGCGUAUAAAGGAUCCAAACCCUUCUCAUGAGAGAACUAAACACGUUGCAAGAAGUUACAACAAAUCCGACGAAAAAAGUAAAAAAGACGGCAAGCAAAGUAACCUUGAUGGCGAUGUCUAUAGCCCUCCAGUUUACGAAAGGAAAUCCAAGGAAGAGAGGCACAAAAACCACAGAUAUGAUCCCUCAGCAGAGAAACACGAAAAUGAGACUGGUCAUAAUCCAUUGGUGACGACCGAAAAAACGUACUAUGACAUUUCAGCUGACAGAGAAGACAGACGGGAGCACAUUAAGAAAGAGGAAAUCACUAAGCGAAAUGACGAUAGCAAGGAGAGUUUCAAUCCGUACAAGGGCUUCAAGAUGUACGAUCAUUUUCCAAAAUCUCAUCGCAGUGAAUCUUCAGAAACACUUAGUAGCAAGGAAGCACAGCUCCGGCCGGCUUCUAGAUAUAAAAGUCAAGAAAUUUCACCAGAAAAAAUUUCAUCACUGGAGAGUCCGUACUACCACACCAAGUAUCCGGGCAAGUCCCCUGAUGCGUCCGGUCCUCGCAGACGAGCAUCGCCCAAGUCUUCAAAUCCUCCGGACUCGCGCGAGCAGAAGACCGUGGACGAGCUGAGCGUGCACCACAUGGCGGGGCCUCCCUACCACGAUGCCAUUCCCUCAGACGUCGUCAAGGCUCUCUCGCACGAACAGGGGCCUAGAGUUGUCACUAAAGUGAAACCGCAAGAAGCUCCCAAGGUAAUCAACUCGUACGAAUUACUAGAUGGUGAUUUUAUAGACGAUAAAAGCUCUUUUCCUUACGAAGAACGAACUCGAUCAAAAGAAAGAAAGCCACCCCACUCAACCUUCAACGGUCCUAGGCGCAAAAAUCGUAACAAGUCUCGACAAAAAACCGACAGAAACAGAAAAAGACCAAGAAAUAAACUUUCUAGUGAGAACCAUUUCGGGGCAGUCAUUGAAAUUUUUCCCCAAAACCAAGAUUUCACUCCACCCGAUAUUAAACAAAUUCACGCUUUCGACGAAAUUAUAUACGAUAUAAAUGAUGAUGAAUUCUAUCAUGACAUUGACGGAACAGAAAAUGAACCUGAUUUCAAAAAGGAAAGAGGUACUAAAUUAAGAAAUAGCGAAUCUGACGAUGAUAUCGGCCGGCAUCCGAAUUACGACUUACCGACCAGCGAAGAAUAUUUUGACAAGGCAUUCAUGGAAGACCCUGACGAUGAUUACAAUGAUGAAUAUCGCAAGACUGAUGUUAUCAACCGGGCUAGGAACAGGCCCAACAGAAGCCGACAGAGACGGUAUCACAGAGGUCGCGCUAGGGACUACUCGCAUAAAAGACCUCUGCCGUUGAGACCGCGAGCCGUGGCUCCUUCACCCCCAGAAUCACCUCUCCUCCCGCCCCCUCGAUUACCCGAACGAGUUCAUACUUUCAACGGCCUGGAAAUUUACAGAGUGCCUACUAGCACGAAAAACGAAGAUCUCAUUGCUAUAAAACUAAACAACAAAGAUAAUGGGUCCGCUCGCACACUACUGCCAGAUACCAUGCCACCGAGUUACGGCCCUCGACCAGCAAACUUGCCGCUUCCGCGUCCCGAGGUCUUUCCGCACGGCGCCAGUAAGCUGCCCCGUGAGCGACGGCAAGGUGGUCUUCUCUCAAGGCGCGACUUUCCACUCGACCGCAAUUCUAAAGUUCGACAAAGUGGACAUGAAAGCAGUCAACAUUUCAGCCCCAACCUAGACAGAGUUGAUAAUUUUGAUUACUAUUACAAUGGCGAAGGUAUGAGAGACAGUGUGAUCAAUUACAACGAUGACAAGGGGGACAGAAAUGCCAACGCUGCCAGCAACUCUGACGCUCGCGGCUGGAGUUUAGGAGGACUACUUGAUUUACAGCUACCAGGUGAAAUCCGUCAGGGUGUCAUGAGAAUCUUUGGAUGAAUUUAGCAAGCAUUGAAAGGCAACGCACUUGAAGUAGAGCGCUAGAUGCCCGCCCAAGGCGCCCAUCCCCUCCAGGCCGAUGGAUGUAUAGUCUGCAGUCGCCGUCACCUACCGUACCACAAAUUAGCCGACUGUUCCAAAGUCGGCCUCUGCAGUAUUUGGGGAACCAAAUCCUAGGAUCAUGGCAAAUUCUUGCUUCACUUGUACAAGAUGAAGGCAUAUUUAUUUCGACUUUAACCGAUUACCAUUUAGUAGAUUCAAAUCUUAGCAAGCUCUUGUAUUCCACCCAAUGUGGCAGAACAUAUUCAUCUCAACUUAAAGUAAUUAAAGUAAUUUCGUAAUAAUUUUCGGGUAGCCGCUGUCAAACGGCACUUAUUUGCUUACUCUCCUUGCAGUGUGUUGUAUUCAUAUUCCUUCAAUUGCCAUACGGCACCCCCAAUGGUUGGAAUUGAAGAAAUAGUGGGAGUUCAUGCCACCCAUAAUUGUAUAUUCAACCAGCUUGUGAACACCAAUCCCACGUCAUUACGCUCUGCUGGCAUGAAGCACGGUUUUCCUUUCUGCCGAUAAUUCUGCCAAGUGAAGUGCCCUAGAUGUUCCAUGAACAACGGAUUAGGCUGCAAAUGGCUUUCUGUGAACAAUUUCAAUAGUUCAAUCUACGCUAUCUGCUACUGUAAUACUUCGCCUGCCACCCAUGCGAUCAGAUCCGAGAAUUCCGUAGCAAAAAUCUACCUUGGGUUUAUAAGAUCAUCUGAAAGGGUUCAAAUUUAUUUCUAGUAUUCCACCAAAAUAAGAAUGAAGAGAGAUUCGAGAUAAGAAUGAAUAGAGAGGAACGCACUUUAAUACACUUUAUGCUGAUAAUCUGCCGACUGGCCGACACUUUUCCUUCAUUCAUUUGACCAUCUUAAGCCCACCAGCACAUGCGCCGGAAUCUGGAGCCUUCUUGGGACUUCCGUUUUCCAUAGCAACAGCAAACGUAUCCGCCUUUUUGAGGAGAUUGUCCACGUCACACGAGCCCGCAAAAGCUGCACCUUCCUUGCUCUCGUCCAAUUUUUCAAGUUUGCUUACGUCCACCUGACAAGCAUCGCCUGAAUUGCUCGAGGUUGUAUCUUCUUUGUCCCCAUUUGUAACAUUUUCUUCGGCCUCUCCGUCUCUUUGGCUCGUUACAGAUACAAUAGUAGCUCCAGCUUUUCCAUCUGGUCCAGGCUUCUUGGUUUCCUUCAAGGAAGUUUGGUCAGUUACAUCAUUUGCCUCCGAAUCUUCUAUUUCUUCGGAAUUCGGGUUGGCUUUACUCUUGCUGCCAUUGUUGCCCUUGUCAGUAUCGCUACCGCGGUUGUCGUCGCCCGCGUCAGAACGGGGUUCAGGCGACAGAACGGGGUGAAUCUCCCUUAAUUCAUGACUUUCCUCCAUCCUUCGUCUCAUCAAAUUCAUGGCAGCUGCUAGCCGGAAUUGGAAUACAAUGGUCAAGAUUCCGAACAGAACGAGGAUGACGGGGACCAAAGUUAGAAUCACUGAAAAAAAGUUUGAUUUGGUAAAGAAAUUUAUAACCGAAUAAUUUUAUAAUUCUUGUGACCACAUUUAGCAUUUAAGACCUUUAAUAACCUCAGCCGCGCAGCGUCACCUAGCACAUAUCACAAUUUUGAAUGCAAAUGUUUAUUUAGUAAACUUUGUGUAGCUUGGCGGAAGUUCUUCAAUGCAGGUUUCAUCGAAGACCAGAGAGCAUUUCUUAUUGAAAAUGUACUCUUCUCUCUAUUCGGCGAAUUAGGCUCUUG
Hyalella azteca is the source of this 5454-nucleotide messenger RNA. RefSeq lists its product as uncharacterized. The coding region runs from base 221 to 3685 and encodes 1154 amino acids. The transcript has 7 exons. NCBI's taxonomy places the organism in Eukaryota, Metazoa, Arthropoda, Malacostraca, Amphipoda, Hyalellidae. The record is from RefSeq and is a predicted model, not a curated record.